This is a messenger RNA of Strigops habroptila (Kakapo), 1729 nucleotides long. RefSeq names its product dehydrogenase/reductase 7 (gene DHRS7). Gene Ontology annotation, molecular function: oxidoreductase activity. The transcript has 7 exons. The coding region runs from base 536 to 1546 and encodes 336 amino acids. The record is from RefSeq and is a predicted model, not a curated record. NCBI's taxonomy places the organism in Eukaryota, Metazoa, Chordata, Aves, Psittaciformes, Psittacidae.
GGAGCUCCGGGGCGAGCAGAAUCGCUGCAGUCCCCAAAGGUCAGCCGUGAAGCUUUCCUCAGUAAGGCGGGCACUGGCUUUUGAUCUCUAAACAUCACGGCUUGAUCUCUGAACGCCGCCCGCAGUCGUGCAGCGGCCAGCGUUGUUUACGAGCAGAGAAAGGCUGGGCGACCCUCCUCUCCCCUCGGGGCCACGUCCAGGGAAAGUCAGAGUGCUCUGCUCCCCGGAAGCGACCUUCACGGCUGUCACACGUGUGGCCUCUCCCCUACACACCCCGCGCUUAUCUCCGCAGCCUUGACUGCGCCAGCCCCCGCGCAGAGCUACCAGCCGGCCCGGGUCGCGUCGGGCCCGACGCCGCAUGAGGAGCGGACCCGCCCGCCCUGCCUGGCCCGGAAACGGGGUGAAAGGGGAAGCGGGAGGCGGGGAGGAGGCCGGCGCUGCCGUGGGGCAGGCACUGGCUCCAGGCAGCGGGGCGGCUCCCGACGCGUCGCAGCCCUGAUAAAGCGGCCCCGCGGGCGGUCCGGCGGUGUCGGCCAUGGCGUGGGGCUGCUCGCUGUACCUGGCGCUGGCGGGCGGCGCGGUCCUGGCCCUGCUGGUGCAGGUACUGCGCUGGCUGCGGGCCGAUGGCGACCUCACGCUGCUGUGGGCCGAGUGGCGGGGCAAGAAGCCAGAAAAUGAACUGCGUGGCAAGGUUGUCUGGGUGACAGGAGCUUCGAGUGGAAUAGGAGAAGAACUGGCUUACCAGCUGUCAAAGAUAGGAGCCUUGCUUGCCAUCUCAGCAAGAAGAGAGGAUGAGCUGGAAAGAGUGAAGAAGAAAUGCCUUCAGAUAAGCAGCUUGGAUGAAAAAGACAUCCUUGUUCUGCGUCUUGACUUGACUGAUAGAAGCUCUCAUGAAGCUGCAACCAACAGUGUUCUUAAGCAUUUUGGCAAGAUUGAUGUUUUGGUCAACAACGGUGGACGUUCCCAGCGCUCCUUGUUUGUGGAUACAAACCUGGAUGUCUACAGUGCCAUAAUGGAACUCAACUACCUGGGUACAAUCUCUUUAACAAAACAUGUCCUGAAUCACAUGAUCCAAAGGAAAAAAGGAAGGAUUGUUACUGUGAGCAGUGUGAUGGGUAUCAUGGGAGCUCCCCUUGCCUCUGGGUACGGUGCCAGCAAACAUGCUCUGCAGGGCUUUUUUAAUUGUCUUCGGACUGAGCUGACCGACUACCCCAAUAUCAGUAUUAUCAACAUAUGCCCAGGGCCUGUACAGUCCAAGAUUAUACAAAAUGUCUUUACGGAGAAUCUUGCAAAGUCCAUAGAGAACAGCGGUGAUCAGUCCCACAAGAUGCCGACCGACCGCUGCGUCCGGCUCAUCCUGGUGAGCACAGCCAAUGACCUGAAGGAGGCUUGGAUCAGUGACCACCCCUACCUGGCUGUUUGCUACCUCUGGCAGUACGCGCCCACGUGGGCAUGGUGGCUGAUGAACAAAAUGGGCAAGAGGAGGAUACAGAACUUUAAGAGCGGAGUGGAUGCCGAUGCCUCAUAUUCAAGAAAGAAGAAGUAAGGAGAAGCGUGUACAAAACCCUGUUGCUCUUGUGCUAAAGUGGAGAAACUAUUUUCAUAUUGUGUGACUGCAAACAGCAGCUUUUUUUUCUUUUUUAAUCUGUUGUACCUUUGUCAUCAUGUAACCCGACAAAUCUAUCAAGCUGUAUACACACUUGACUAAAUAAAAAUCUUUCUAAACAUA